CAUCAACCAUCCACCAUCAACCAACAAAACACUAAACCAUCACACAAUGCCCUCUCUUCUGGCAACCUCCACCGCAGUCCUCCUCACAGCAACAGCAACCAGCAUCUACCUUCUCCACACCUCGCUAAAAUCCCGCGUGCACCAUGAAUCCCACCGCAGCAGCGGCACGCGCCUCCCCCCCGCAACAACAGCAGCAAUAAUGACCCUCCCACCAGCAGCGCUGACCACCUCAUAUCGCAUCAUGCACGACUCCGCAACGCAGCGUAUCCCACGCAGCCAACUCUCAAACAUCCCCCUCCCCGACCAGUUCACCCUCCUCGUCCGGCGCAACAUGUGCGCGUUCGCGCGCUUCCCGCAAGCCUGGAUCCUAUGGCUGACUAGCCCGGCCGCACAGCGCCAGACAUUCACGCAGAGUCAUAUCCAGGCACUGGACUUCAACGAGGGCGACGUCGUGUGUGCCGUUUACCCUGUGCUGCGACGGAGCGAGAACGCGGUCGAGAUGGGGAUUCGAUCCCCGCGACUGCCGUCUGUCGAGGGGAGACUUGUGAUUCGGUGGGAGGAGAAAGGGGACGAUGUGGUCUUCUGUAGUGAGGCGGCUAUGUGGACCGGGGUAGAUGAGAAUGCCGUGAUGCCGUUGGAAGUUCCUUUUGUGCGGUUCAUGCAUGAGAUGGCGUCGUGGUGGUUGUUGGAUUCGGGGGUGCGGUAUUUGGUGGGGUUGGGGAGGUCGGGGUGAUUGUUCUAUUCUUUUAUUCUUCUGCUUGCUCUUUCUUUCUUUGUUGGCUUUAUGUUUGUGCUGGCUUUAUGCUGUCUGUUAUUGGCAUUAUGGGUUCGUGGUGGGAUUGUUGGUGUGGCGCUGGGCUAGUAAGUAUCAAAGGGAAUGUCUUUGAUAUCCCUCGAUAAAGAAUUACAUUGUCGUCGUC
Molecule: messenger RNA, 920 nt
Organism: Aspergillus campestris IBT 28561
Lineage: Eukaryota; Fungi; Ascomycota; Eurotiomycetes; Eurotiales; Aspergillaceae
Exons: 1
Coding region: 47-733 (228 amino acids)
Source: RefSeq, a predicted model, not a curated record